AUGGCGCACCAAACGAAUAUAGCCGACACGGACUCAUGGAACCCGGCGUUACGGCCCGAGAACGGCGACCCCGCAAACACCACAUCUACAACCGAGGGGGGUCUAUCGGAUCUCAUCGCGGCAGAUGACUCGCAAGACAAGCCCUUAGCGGAUGUGAUUUCCCCACAGAGUGAGGACUUCUCUGCUUGGGAUAUCUCGGAUGAGAUGGAUGCGACUCCCGCUCAAUAUUCAAAUAUGGACGGUGUUGUGAACAACGCAUCGCCUACAGUGGGAGAAGAGCAACACGUGGAGAUCGAUACACUGAAUAGAAGUGAUGUAACCCCGGAUAGCACGAUCAAACAGGAAGCCGAAAUGACCUCACGUAUCGAGUCUGCACAAGUCGAUCCAGCACCGGUAUCGUCGGAGACAUAUCCUACGGAGCCCGUGCCCAGCCAGCCCGAAGAGCACCAAACCCAAACCCACAUUUCGCAUGAGACAGCCCAAGGCACGCAAUUCACUAAGGAAACCGCUUUAUCUCAUGAAACCCAGUUCCCGGACCCUGUCGCCCCGGAGUUGACCUUUAUCAGAGAAUCUACACCUCCCACAGAUGGCCAAACUCAUGAAUCCGAAGCUGUGCCAGCAUCAGUUCCAGACAACGGUAACGGCCAGACUAGCCCGGUGAAAGAUUUCUUCCCUGAAUCCGAUGAAGCGAAUGCCGACCCCGAGGACCCCUGGGCUUCAUUUGAGCAGCAACUGAGCGGUGCUUUGCCUUCUAGCGAGGAUGCCCCGGCGAGCGAACCCCAGCCAAUUGAUAUUGAGCCCGAAUCCACUGUGAAUGCCCCACAGAGCCCUGAUGAGUCCGCUGCCCUCGGAGAGCGUGUGCCAGAACCUGCUCAGGACCUUGCGGCUGUUGAAGCCUCAUCCAACCCAGAGAGCAGCGUUGCUCCUGUGCCUGCGGAACAGGCCUCUCUUCCAGUGGACAACAGCGUGGAGCCUUCUCAUGCCGCACAGGACCCCCAUGCGUCCCACGGGUCAGAUUUAGAUACAGCUGCCGGGGAGUCGAAGACGAACGGGGACCGACUCAGCUGGGCCCACGAGACAGGUGGUGAGGUCGAGUCGGGGGAUGAAUUUUUCAACCAACUGAACAGCCAGACAAAGCCCAUCUUUGCGCCACCAGAAUCUGAGUCUAGGUUUGAAGAAGGUGUCCCUUUGCUGGAAAACUCUGCGCCAGCUUCGCCCGAACAACCGUCAGACACGAAACCAUCCAUCGACAGCAUAUUUGCCAACGAUGAAGAUGUGGCUGAUGACUUCUUUGCCACUGGAGCGCAAACGGAGGAGCAGAAUGAAGGGGAUGCCUUCUUCAGUUCUAUAUCACAGCAGAAAGCCGAAGAAGCACCAAAUUCCCACCUUACUCGGAAGAGUACGUCACAGGUAUUGGAGUCUGCUGGGUUUGACAUUAGCUCUCCUGUGAGCGAUGUUUCUGCUGCGGCACAAUUUGAGGACCUGCUUAAAGGCGUGACGUCCGAACCAGCGGCGCCGAACGAGCCACUUCCCACGGCCGAACCUACGGAGGAAGAGCUCGCUGCACGCUGGGAAGCUGAAUUGGGUGAUUCGCCCGAUGACGAUCUUGCCGCGCGCUGGGAAGCAGCUUUGGAUGACGAUGAUAUCCUGUUGGAAGCGGAGGCCACACAACCAGUCCCCGCGCAGGAACCAAUCCAGCAAACCCCCGCACAGCCUGCGAGUGGUUUAACGUUGGGCCUGAGUAGUCCUUUCCAAACUCCCCAGCCGUACUCUCAACCAAGACAGGAGCCGAGCGUAUACACGCCCCACCAACCGUCAACGUCAGACCUUCUCGGUGGAAUCCCUCUUCCAGGAACUGCGCCGCCAACGACUGGUGCGAUGUCGUCGUACUUUUCACAAAAGCCCGUCAAUCCCGUGGCGACUAGGGGGGAGAGCUUUGCGGAACAGUCAAAACAGGGCUACAAGUCUCCCUACGACCUCCCGGACGAUAUCUCACGACCCCGAAAGCCUUUGGUAACCCACAAGCCUGCUGCGCCGGUAGUUAGCAGCAUGCCUCCUCCUCCCCUCCCAGGGGCGGCCGGUAUGCCACCUCCAACAACUGGCUUCCCUCGUCCAUCAGCACCCCCUGUGGCAGCAGCUCCGCCUCCUGCACCGAAAAAUUUCUACGAAGAGCUUCCGAUGCCACCACCAAGAUCCCGACCUUCUAGUUCCGGUCGUUAUACUCCUAAUCCGUCGGUGGCUCCGACAGCAACUGCACCGCCGCCAUUUUCCCAGCCGCCUCAAAAUCCAUACGCAUCUGUCGGAUCGUCGCUUCCCCCUCAGCACCAAUAUCCACCCACGGCAUCGGCUAUGGGCCCACCAGGUCAGGUGGCGCCUCCUGCUGCACCACCAGUGGCCCAGCCAAUUGGACUCCCAGCUCCAAACGCGCUUCAGCCACCCGAACAGUUGGAUCCGUACGCUAGCUUGGCAUCAAGUGCCCCGGCUGGUCCACCUGCUAUCUCGAGAUACUCGCCUCACCCGCCUGGGUCACAGGCCUCAUCGAAACCACCUUCCUCGUCGAGAUACUCCCCUGCGCCACCUUCCAGCUCUGGAGGUCGCAAUAGAUAUGCGUCACAGCCGCUAAAUGUCCCCGGUCAGAACCUGCCAUUCCAACCGCGUACAUCAAGUCCCCUCGCGUACCACGAGAAGGUGUCUUACCAGCCUGACCAGUCACACAAACCGCCAACGCUUGAACCGGCGAUCAACCUUUCUCCGCCGCGCUUGCAGGGGACUGGAUUUGAUACCAUGUCAAACCCUUAUGCCCCACCGCAAUCCGGUGGCCCUAUUGACUUCGCUCGGAGAGAGUCUGCUGGCUCUCUUGUGCAGGGGUCUCCGCCACAGGGACGCUAUGCUCCGCAAGAGUAUAUUAAUGAGUUUGCUCAGAGACUUGCGCCAACAUCUAAUUACGCCCCUGCCCCCGCAGCGACAACUACGGCUUUGUCACCUCCACCUGGCGAUGCUCAGAUGGGCUCCAUUUAUAGGUCUCAAACGCAGUCACCUAGCCGUGGCAUGCAUAGCCCUCGCUCAUCUGGGCCAACUAUUGAUACAGUCCAGCGACCUGCUUCAGUCCAUGCUUCGGGUUCACCAACCAAGGUUGCUAACCCGUAUGCUCCUGCUCAGGCGCCAUCUCACAAUCGUGCUGUGACCCAGCAUUUGCAAUUCAUUGCACCUAAUGAUGGCCAGGAGCAGGAUCCCCUUGAGCGAUGGAAGGGUGCUCCCAUCUUCAAAUUUGGAUUUGGAGGUUCCCUCGUCUCCUGUUUCCCGAAGCACACUCCUCGAUACUCAGCUGGGCAAGUUGCUCCGAUGAUUAAACCCACACCAGGCGAAACGAGGAUUUCUCAGUUGAAUGAUUGGCUCCCAUCUGUUGACACCCUGGUCCAGCAUCCUGGACCCUUGAAGACCAAGUCCAAAAAGAAGGACCUUGUUGCCUGGCUUUCCAGCAGGAUCGCGGCUUUCGAAAACGUUGGUGUGCCAAGCUUCGAUCAAGUUGAGUCUGAUACCUACAAGCGGCACGACGAGAAGACCCUUCUCUGGAAGGUUGUCAAACUUUUGGUAGAAAACGAUGGUAAUCUCGAGGGUUCGUCUGAGGUUCAAAAGUCUCUCCGUCAGGCCAUCUUCCCCAACCUACCUGCUCCAGAUGCAGAUGGAUCAUACGGCAGCAAUUUUGCUUCGAAUGGAUUCAGCUCUGCAGACAUGGGCUCGCAGCCUGAUAGUCCUGACACCCAAUGGAUUGAAGAACUUCGUCUCCAUCUGAUCUCGGGUGAUCGGGAAAAGGCCGUCUGGGGUGCUGUCGACCGCCGCCUAUGGGGACACGCGAUGCUUAUUGCAUCCACCAUGGACAAGUCGAUUGGUAAACAGGUCUCACAGGAAUUCAUUCGCCGGGAGGUCAGAUCCAAGAGUGCAAACUCUGACUCGCUCGCCGCACUUUACGAGAUUUUCGCCGGCAACAUUGAAGAAAGUAUUGACGAGCUAGUUCCUCCAUCUGCCCGAGCAGGAUUGCGAUUGGUUAGCAAGUCCAAUGGCCAGGGGGCUACCAAGAAUGCUCUCGAUGGAUUGGACAAAUGGAGAGACACCCUUGGCCUGGUGCUGAGCAACCGGAGUUCCGAGGACCACCAAGCUCUGCUUGCCCUUGGAAGGUUGCUUGCAUCUUAUGGACGCACCGAGGCUGCUCACAUUUGCUUCAUCUUCUCUCGCUCUGCUGUAUUCGGUGGUCCCGAUGAUCCGCAGGCCAACGUCGUACUUCUUGGCGCUGACCCUCAGCGUUCGCCCUCCUCUUUGCUAGACGAAGAUGCGAUCAUGCUGACUGAGGCAUACGAGUAUGCCACAUCCGUCCUUGGUACCUCCACAACAUCCGGCAUGCCUCACCUACUGUCAUUCAAGCUCCUGAAUGCCAGGUGUCUCGUUGACCGGGGUCGCAACACAGAGGCACAGGCCUAUUGUGACGCAGUUGCAUCCGCAUUGAAGGCAACUACACGCCCUUCUCCUUACUAUCAUCAGCACCUUUUUGCGGAAGUGGAGGAGAUGAGUGCACGACUGCGCCAAACAACUACCGACAGUGGCUCCUGGAUCUCGCGACCGAGCAUGGAGAAGGUCUCAGGCUCUAUGUGGGCCCGUUUCAAUAGUUUCGUCGCGGGCGAUGACAGUGAUGCCGCGUCUACCGGAUCUGGCAAGGGUGAGCAAGGGGAUGUUGGUCCCUUCGCAAAUGUGGCUGGAACUCCAACUAUCAGCCGCUCACCAUCAGUGUCUGACAUCUACGGUUCUUACCCUGGACCCAGUGCCGGGGCACACCCAAUCCCAGCAGGUGGUUCCUCCAAGUACCACCCAUCCAGCCAGUAUGCGCCGAACGGGUCCCCUGAGCAGUUCAAGGGUCGCUCUUCCAUGGACUCCCAGCGGUCCAACCCAUACUUCCCCCAGCAGGACGUCGAAUUAUCGCCAUCACUGGAUGGACAGAUGUCCUACGGAGGUCCGAUCUACGGAUCUCCGAAUGCUUCUGGGGCUGGGGCGGGCUACCAGCCCACCCCGCCGUCGUCUUCCUACGUGCCUCUUGCUCCCGUGGAAGAAGCUUUAUCCCCAGCAGAGGGCCCUGUUGCCCCUCAACCUAUGAUCAAUGGUCUCUUUUACCAGCCGCCAGGACAGCCCGCUGCAUCCACCGAGUCUCCUUAUUACCAAGGACCUCCAGGUAUGCCAGCUGGCGGACAAGCCUCAGAGUCGCCUUACGCACCUCCCACCGCGAACUCUUCAUAUGAUCCCAUCGGCGCUAGCUCUUCUUACGAACCCGUUGGCACCAGCUCCUAUGAACCUGUUGGCGGUAGUUCCUUCUACGAGCCGGCGAGUGCAGAUACAGGAAUGAACGAUGCCAGUCAGAACGACGAGGACUCGUCGAUCUCUGACGAGCAACCCAAGAAGAAGUCGAUCAUGGACGAUGAUGACGAUGAUCUUGCUGCCCGAUCGGCGGCUCUCCAAAAGGCGGAGAAUGACCGUCUAGCAAAGGAGGCAUUUGCUAAGGCCGCCGAAGAAGAUGCCAAAAAGGGAUCUCAGCCAGGCAAGAAGGGCUGGUUCGGUGGCUGGUUCGGCGGAGGAAAGAAAGAAGAGAACAACACUGGUGGUGGUCCCAUUCGAGCCAAGCUUGGCGAAGAGAGCUCCUUCUACUACGACAAGGACUUGAAGAAGUGGGUUAACAAGAAAGACCCCGGAAGUGCCGCGCCAGUCCGCGCCACCCCACCUCCUCCCCGAGGCUCUGCCCCUCCCAGUCGCACCGCGAGCUCAGGCAGCGUGCCUCCCAUGGGGGUCCCACCAGUGCCUUCACUGCCUCCAAUGUCUGCCUCUGGCAGCCGGCCCCCGUCCUCUUCCAGUGCAGCGCCUCUUUCGUCGAGCCCAGGUAUCUCUGGGUUGGCGGCGCCGCCUCUCCCCCGUUCUGUCUCCACUGGCGGUUCUAUGCCCACGCCACCUGGUAGCUCCAGCGGACCACCGCCGCGCCCUUCGUCUUCCUUGACCCACGCCAGCUCCAUCGAUGACUUGAUCGGAGCGCCUACGGCUCGCAAGGGUAACACCGUGCGCGGAAAGAAGAAGGGUCGUUACGUUGACGUGAUGGCUCAAUAA
Messenger RNA from Penicillium brevicompactum, 6138 nucleotides. It is a transcript of the gene sec16, whose product is annotated as COPII coat assembly protein SEC16. The coding region runs from base 1 to 6138 and encodes 2045 amino acids. Lineage: Eukaryota; Fungi; Ascomycota; Eurotiomycetes; Eurotiales; Aspergillaceae. Gene Ontology annotation, cellular component: ER to Golgi transport vesicle membrane; endoplasmic reticulum exit site. The transcript has 3 exons. The record is from RefSeq and is a predicted model, not a curated record. Gene Ontology annotation, biological process: Golgi organization; autophagy; COPII vesicle coat assembly.